AAUCUAUUCUCAUUUCAUCUGCUUUUGAAUUUCAAAAACUCUCACAUACUACUUUUGAAUCCGUGUUUCGAUCUCAAAUCUUUCCUUUUACCUUAACUAUGGCGGAAGAAACCAAGAACGUUACUGAGCAGGAGGUGCCAAAGGUCGCCACAGAGGAAUCAUCAUCGACUGAGGUUACUGAUCGUGGACUCUUCGAUUUCUUGGGUAAGAAGAAGGACGAAACCAAACCCGAAGAGACGACGAUCGACUCUGAGUUCGAGCAGAAGGUUCAUAUCUCUGAGCCAGCGCCUGAGGUUAAACACGAGGAAACAGAGGAGAAGAAGCCUAGUCUCCUUGAGAAGCUUCACAGAAGCGACAGCUCUUCUAGCUCUUCAAGCGAGGAAGAAGGUGAAGAUGGUGAGAAGAGGAAGAAGAAGAAGGACAAGAAGAAGACAACUACUGAAGUAGAGGUGAAAACAGAGGAAGAGAAGAAAGGGUUUAUGGAUAAAUUGAAGGAGAAGCUUCCUGGACACGGUAAGAAGCCUGAGGAUGCUUCAGCCGUCGCUGCUGCACCUGUGGUUACUCCUCCUCCGGUCGAAGAAUCACAUCCAGUGGAGAAGAAAGGUAUUCUUGAGAAGAUUAAGGAGAAGCUCCCAGGGUACCACCCCAAGACCACCACAGAGGAAGUGAAGAAGGAUAAGGAAUAAGCAGAAACAAAAGAUUAUGAUUAAAAAAUAUGAAUAAUGAUGGUUGAUUUGCUUUUCUUUUUUUCUUUUCCUAUUGUGAUGAUUGAUCAUCUUUUGCUUUUGUGAUGUUUAAGUUUGUUGGCUUUUUGUUAAUUACAAUAUUCAUAUGUUUCUCUUUCUCUUGUAUAUGUUUUUUUUAAAAAAACAAAAGAAAUGUUUCAUGGUA
Molecule: messenger RNA, 891 nt
Organism: Capsella rubella
Lineage: Eukaryota; Viridiplantae; Streptophyta; Magnoliopsida; Brassicales; Brassicaceae
Product: dehydrin ERD14
Exons: 2
Coding region: 99-686 (195 amino acids)
Biological process (GO): response to water
Cellular component (GO): membrane
Source: RefSeq, a predicted model, not a curated record